Molecule: messenger RNA, 3341 nt
Organism: Bombina bombina (fire-bellied toad)
Lineage: Eukaryota; Metazoa; Chordata; Amphibia; Anura; Bombinatoridae
Gene: FBXO4
Product: F-box protein 4
Exons: 7
Coding region: 274-1431 (385 amino acids)
Biological process (GO): SCF-dependent proteasomal ubiquitin-dependent protein catabolic process; protein polyubiquitination
Cellular component (GO): SCF ubiquitin ligase complex
Molecular function (GO): protein binding
Source: RefSeq, a predicted model, not a curated record
AGCUGCUACCAAACACUCCUGACUUUUUCCCAUCUGAAUCUUGACUUUUCCACGAGGUCACGUGACAAAAUAUACUUCCUAACCACCAGCCGAAACCAAAACGUGGCCACGUGGAAGUUUCUAACAACAAUGUUACGUCAAAUGAAGAAAAAAAACAAGGAAGUAUCGGGCUAGCAGAGCCUCCGGAAAUUCCCAGCAAGCACUGACCUACCUCAUUGUUACCAUGGGGUGUGUCUGUCGUCCCUGGCCCUGGACAGAGUAACUCUCCUCACCAUGGCGGAAGGUGGUUUAGCGAUAACUGAAUGGGGUCGGCUGGAGUCUGCAAUCAUCAGCGGUCUCAGGCAUCUGAGAGAUCGGUACCUACAGAGAUCGCGUGUCUGGGGAGAGCAGAACAGAGAUGUCACUGAAAGGGAACUAUCAAGUGACAGCAGCGACCUGAAUUUGACUUCCCUCUGUGGGUUACCGACUGAUAUGCAGCUGUAUAUUAUAUCAUUUCUUUCACCACAAGAUGUAUGCCAGCUUGGAAUGACAAACCACUAUUGGCAUCUAAUGGUACAAGACCGUCUACUCUGGCGAUAUUUUCUCUUACGAGAUCUACCUACCUGGUCUUCCAUUGAGUGGCAAAAUGUACCAGAUUUAGACGUUUUAACAUCAUGCUUUUCUGAAUCGCCAGACAAAAAACCGUAUGACUAUAUGAGUAUCUAUUUGAAAAACUGCCCAAAAAACAGAAGAUCUCUGAGAUCUAAACAUCCCAUUUAUGGAGCAGUCACUUCGUUUCUUCAAUCGCUGGUGAUUCACACAGAGCCUCGCUUCGCUAUGUUUGGUCCUGGUCUAGAGCAACUUGAUGACUCUUUGGUGACACGGAUGAUGACCUCUCCUGACCUGAUACCAGUAGUGAGCAUUGUGCAACGCCAAAUUGAUGGAAUUGGUUCGGGUGUGACUUUUCAGCUAGACAGUCAACACAAAUUCAACAUUUUAACAUUAUAUUCUACAACAAGAACGCAGCGAAAACAAGCUCGAAUAGAACAGACCGCAACAGUAAACAAAAUGUUUAUGGGUAACAAUCCCGGUGAGAACGAGGCACUCGUUUUUACUCUGAUCCCUCAAGUGAAGGAAGUGUGUAAAGUUGUUGAUGGCUUCAUUUAUGUGGCAAAUGCUGAAUCAUGGAAAAGGCACAAUCGCGAGGAAGAAGUGGCACAGAUUUCAGCCAUGACUGAUCCAUCGUUGGGUUCAAAGAGGAGGCCGAUGUUGGUUUUAUCAUGUGUAACACAUCCUGGAAAUAAACGUAUUCCCAGUGUGUAUAUGGCACAUGAAUUAUGUCUUAACAGGUUAAAUCGACCCUGGUUGGUACAAAAUACAGAAGCAUCAACACUUUCAGGACUACAUGAAGGCAUUGUAUGGAUUUUUAGUGAAGUUGGGAGAAAGAUGUAGCCUAUUAAUUUUAAUGUUAAAUGCUAUAAAUAUUAUAAUAUACAUACAAAUUCAAGUAAUUCUUCAUAUAUUUAUGUAUUUUUUUUUUAAAAAAAAGCUGCAUAUGAUUUUAUACAUCUUUAUUUCAGUCAAUAUUAUUUAGUCUUCUGCAGUAGUUUCCUAUUUUAAAUAGUAAACUGCACAAAACUGAAACAAAAAGGAUAGGUCAGAAAAUACUGGCCAAAAGUUUGCACUGCUAGCACUUCUGUUUCCCUAGAAUAUCAUUUGUAUCCUUGGCGUAGGAGUGAGCUGUAAUAAAAUAUAACUUUUAUUAUGAUUAAUUAAAAACUGAAAAAAGAUUAAAGGGACAGUCUAGUACAAAAUAAACUUUCAUGAUUCAGAUAGAGCAUGUAAUUUUAAACAAUUUUCCAAUUUACUUUUAUCACCAAUUUUGUUUUGUUCUCUUGGUAUUCUUUGUUGAAAGCUUAACCUAGGAGGUUCAUAUGCUAAUUUCUUAGACCUUGAAGCCCACCUCUUUCAGAUUGCAUUUUAACAGUUUUUCACCACUAGAGGGUGUUAGUUCACACAUUUCAUAUAGAUAACACUGUGCUCGUGAAGUUAUCUGGGAGCAGGCACUGAUUGGCUAGACUGCAAGUCUGUCAAAAGAACAGAAAAAAAGGGGCAGUUUGCAGAGGCUUAGAUACAAGAUAAUCACAGAGGUUAAAAGUAUAUUAUUAUAACUUUGUUGGUUAUGCAAAACUGGGAAAUGGGUAAUAAAGGGAUUAUCUAUCUUUUAAAACAAUAACAAUUCUGGUGUAGACUGUCCCUUUAAGAACACGAGAGGCUCUGUGAUGCUGUACACCAUCCACCUCAUUGCUGAAAGAUAUAUAUCUGAGUCUAUUGAAAUCUAUUAUGGAUAAGUCAAUCGAGGUAUAUAAGUAGUUAUUUAGAUACUAGGUAUAAGUGUGCCAGCUUUUGGGGUGUUAGGUUAUUGCCUUGACACUGUCAAUAUCAGUAGCAGACCUACUCAACAGAGGGCCCUGGUGCAAUUUUUUUGGGGGCCCCCUAAAGGUACCCAGUAGUAAGCAAUGGCAAUAUGUAUAUGUUGCUCUGUAUAAUGAUUUUGGGGAUAAACAACCUGCACUAAUUAAAGGCUCUUGUACACAUUCUGCACAUGCUCAUGUAUAAUCUGGCUGCUAUGGGCUCCUCCAGCACUUGGGUCCUUGUGCAACUGCACCUGCUGCACCAAUGGUAGUUCUGCCCCUGUUCAAUAUUCUUACAUACACAAUGUGUUGCACAGCACUCUAGUAUGGAAAAAUCAAAAUACCAUAGGUCUCCCUUGAUCUAUAAGAUUGUGAUAAUUGGAUGCUUGGAUGGAAUAUAUCAGCAUUUUAUCAAUUGCUGUUAAUCUAACUUGUCAAUAUGUUACUUUAUCUGUGUUUUUAAAUUCAUAUGAACUUUCCAAUGAUAAUACUUUCGCUUGUUAAAGGACCACUCAAUGCAGUAGAAUUGCAUAAUUAACAAGUGCAUAAUAAAAAUACAAUAAUUUAACACCUACUCUGAAUUUCAAAUAAGCAGUAGAUUUUUUUCUGACUUAUUUUUUCUCCCAUUGUCCAGUCCCCUGUAUCAUGUGACAGACAUCAACCAAUCACAGACUAGUAUAGGUAUACCCUACAAGCUACAUGCUCAGUAGGAUCUUGUUCCUCAGAAAGUGGGUAUAUAACAAGAUUGUGCAAAAUUAGAUAAUGGCAAUAAAUUGGAAAGUGUCUUAAAACUUCUGCUCUAUCUAAAUCAUAAAAGUUUAUUUUGACUUGAGUGUCCCUUUAAAACUGCACCUGUGGUAUAUUGUGCAUGUGACUUCAGUUGGUAUUGAUUAAGUAUAUAGGAUCUCAGAGGUGAUAUAAAAAUAAAAUCAAUUCCAUGCAAUUACA